Guillardia theta CCMP2712 is the source of this 1857-nucleotide messenger RNA. RefSeq lists its product as hypothetical. The coding region runs from base 1 to 1857 and encodes 618 amino acids. The record is from RefSeq and is a predicted model, not a curated record. The transcript is spliced from 10 exons. Lineage: Eukaryota; Cryptophyceae; Pyrenomonadales; Geminigeraceae.
AUGGCGGGUCCCCGGUUUUCCCUUCCUGCCCUUCGCUUCCUCUCCCCCCCCCCCCUCCCUCCUCUCUCCGUCCUCCUCCUCCUCCUCCUCCUCUCCCACAACGCUCUCGCUGCUGACUACGGCCAGCUCUGCUACUCGGCCGAGGAAUGCCGCUCAGAAGAAGCUCCCUACUGCCAGUACUUCUUCACUGACAACACGUACAAGUUCAACACUCAGUCACGAGGAUGGAGCAAGCCAGCGGAUGAGACAAGGCCGCGCAAGUUCGGUCUCUGCGUGCAGUGCAUCUCCGACUGCGACUGCGGCGUCAACGAGUACUGCGGCAUCGACAACAAGAACCCUGUUGUUAUCCCCUACAACCUGACGUCCAACAACACCGGCACUGGCCUCACCCCCGGAAGGAAGCUCAGGAUGAUGGUGUAUGCGAAGCAGUUCGAGGGCCUCCCCCUCCGCUCCAAGUGCAAGAGCUACGACCUUCCCAAGUCCAACUGCGACACCUCCCUUGACAAGAGCGCUUACCAAGAGCAUGUCUUCACUUCAGUUCAAGUUGCCAAUACGGACGACCCCAACAACGUCACUUACCAGGAGAACCGAGGGACUCCGUUGGGAUGGCCCAAGGAGGCAGAAGCGUUCCUCAAAGUUGUGGAUCUCAGCUCAGUCAACGCGUACCCCAUGCUCCUUGUCAACAAAGUUCAGCAGCACUCUAGCGCCGUGUCCACCCGCAAUCUGUACAACACCCCAGCUACCUGCGUGCCGUAUGUGAUCGUGAGAAAUACCUCUGUGUGCCCAUCGUGCCUGUACCGUGACGGUCUCUGCAUGAAUCAGACUGAUCGUUUCUGCUGCGAGGCGAAUGAUGGCUUCAAUGAAGCUACAAGGCAGUGUUCAGUCGACUACAGGAGCUGCGAGGGAGCUUGCCAGCCCCCUACACAGAUUUUCGGAGUAACUUUCAGCAAGGAUACUUGCACGGCUCCCGGGGGGCCGCAGAGGAGCGAUGAGAAGACCUACUGCAGAUGCCUUGCCAGCUGCAAAGAAUGUGUCGCAAACUCCGGAGGUUGUUCCAGCGACACUGCGCAAGGACAGUGCAAGCUCUGCACUGCCGCACCUACUCCUCCUCCACCGUCUCCUCCUCCUCCUCCUCCUCCUGCUAUCACCGAUGGCUACCAAUGCGAUGCACCGUCGGUCAAUGCCCAGCAGUACGAGGCGUACCAGCCUCCGUCGUGGGGUCUAAGCACAUCAGCCUACUGCCAGCCGGCGUGUGUUGACUGCCUUGUCACAGCGGCCCGUUACGGCUGCACGACCUCACAACUAUGUGGAGAUAUCAAGUUGGAAGUGCAGGCUGAUGGAAGUUGUUCAACUACUGGGGAGUUCAGGCACGAGGAAGAGUCGUUCUCCUUCCACUUCGUCUCCCCUCCUAUCGACUACACCGGCCACUGCACCCAGACCGACUGCAAGAUUUGCUUGGACGGGCAGGAGCGAUGUACCGCCACCGACAACAAGGGACAUAGACAGACCUGCAUCAGCAACGAGUGGGUGUCCUGGACGUCCAAGGAGAUCAAGCAGCCCGCGGUCGACGUUGGCUCCCGUGCUCUCAUCGCCAUUGCGGUUUUCACUGCCAUCACCUUCCUGGCUGUUCUGCUGGUCACGGCAUCGAUUAUGAACCGGAUCUCUGCCCAGCAGAGGAGUUUCCCAGCUCCCCUCCCGGAGCAGUACGGAGGAAAGGCAGCUGCCUUCGUGCAGACCCCUGGGAACUUUCAGCAGACCCCAGCUCCCCUCCCAGCUCCCACCCCAGCUCCAGCCGUCGACCAGCCCCCCUCCAACGUCACUACGAUGCCUAAUGGCAUUCAGGUUCAUGUUGCGUAG